GACCAGAAGAACAGCAACAGAGCUGCAGUCCUGCACAAGAAGGAAAUAUACAUUUCCAAGAAAGAUUUAAGUUUGUUUGAGGAAGACUUUACCAAACAUCGCGUGUCAGCAUGUCGACUCCCAGCUGUCUGUUGACGGAAGACCAGCUUCUGUGCGGCAUCUGUUUGGAUGUGUUCUCUGAUCCAGUCACAUUACCAUGUGGACACAACUUCUGCAAAAACUGCAUCACGCAGCACUGGGACAGCAGCAGCCAGGUUCACUGUCCCUCAUGUAAAGAACCUUUCUAUAAAAGGCCUGAUUUGCGAGUCAAUACUUUCAUAUCUGAGAUGGCUGCUCAUUUCAGACAUUCGUCUGGAAAGAGCAGCUCAUGUGUUGCCAAACCAGGAGAUGUUCCCUGUGACAUCUGCACUGAAACCAAAAUGAAAGCUUUGAAAUCCUGCCUGGUGUGUCUGGCCUCAUACUGCGAGACGCACCUGGAGCCACAUCUGACUGCAUUGCGCCUGAAAAGACAUCAGCUUACUGAUCCUGUGGAGAACCUGGAAGGCAGGAUGUGUACGAUACAUGACAAACCUCUGGAGCUCUUCUGCAAGACUGACCAGACCUGCGUGUGCAUGCUGUGUCCUGUUUUAGACCACAAGUCGCAUGAAGUCAUUCCGCUGAAAGAACAAUUUGAGAGAAAGAAGGCCGAGUUGGGGAAGAGAGAGGUUGAAAUCCACCGUAUGAUCCAGGAGAGACGACUGAAGAUUCAAGAUAUCAAACACAAUGUAAAGCUCAGCAAGGAAUCUGCAGACAAAGAGAUGGCAGAUGGCAUUCAGGUCUUCUCCGUUUUGAUACAGUCGUUGGAAAGAGCCCAGGCAGAGCUCAUUGGGAUCAUUGAAGACAAGCAGAAAACAACAGAAAAAGAGGCUAAAGAUUUCAUCCAAGAGCUAGAGCAGGAAAUCUUUGAGCUGAUGAGGAGACGGGCUGAGGUGGAACAGCUUUCACGCUCAAAAGACCAAAUCCACUUCCUGCAAAGCUUUGGGUCCCUGAAUGCUUCGGCCGUCUACAAAGACUGGACAGAGGUCCAUGUGAAUCUGCCAAAAUAUGAGGGGACUGUGAAGACAGCUGUGGAUCAACUGGAGGAGACGCUUGGCAAAGUGCUACAGAAGCUGAUCCAAGGGGCUGAGCUAAGCAGUCUCCAACAUUUUGCUGUGGAUGUGACUCUGAAUCCUGAUACAGCACAUCCGGCUCUCAUCCUGUCUGAUGAUGGGAAACAAGUACAUCAUAGUGUUAUAAAGAAGAAUCUCCCAGACAAUCCGGAGAGAUUUAAUCCUAGUUGUUGUGUCCUAGCAAAACAGAGUUUCUGUUAUGGGAAAUUUUACUUUGAGGUUGACAUUAAAGGAAAGACUAGAUGGACUUUAGGAGUGGCCAAAGAGUCGAUCAAAAGGAAGGGAAUUAUCCCACUGUGCCCAGAAAAUGGCCACUGGACAAUGUGGUUGAAAAAUGGAGACGAAUAUGCAGCUCUCGUUGGCUCUCCUCUACCUCUCUCUCUAAAAUCAAAGCCACAGAAGGUGGGAGUGUUUGUGGAUUAUGAGAUGGGUCUGGUCUCUUUUUAUGACGUAGAUGCUGCAGCUCUUCUCUACUCCUUUUCUGGCUGCUCAUUCACUGAUAAACUCUACCCAUUCUUCAGUCCUGGUCUAAAUAAUGAUGGCAGAAACUCCACUCCUAUGAUAAUUUCUGCCGUCAAAUAGUGAGUUGAUUUUGUGUGACGCAGUAAUCAUAAUUGCUUCACAGUUUUCUUGAAAUUCUGGUCAAUUUUGUCAUAUCACUGCCUGGAAAUGUGUCUUGUAAAAUAGUGUUUUUCUAAGUGUGUGCACUGUUUGGUGUGGUUGAAUCGGACAUCUUAAGAUUGGUGCAGACCACAAUAACCUUUUUGUAUAAAAGGUCUCGGUUCGGUCACAGAGGCAUUCUGAAGCAGGUUGUUUGCGGUGGGAAUGUGGUCCAACCUCGAUCCGACUGCAAGGCAAAGUUUGAGCUAAAUGACUCCCAUAGCCAGAAAUCAAUUGAGGGCUGACCUAGACUAGCACAUCUUACCUAUGUGAAUACUUUUUAUGAUACAUUUUGGUUCACAUGAAUCUUUUUCUGUGCAAAAAUGAACCAAACCAAGAAGAAAAUGCAACAAGUUCACUAACUUCUUAUCUUAAACUCAUUAAUUCGGACCAGAACAAACAAAGUAUAGGUUUAAAGAUGCAUUAAAGGUCCAGUGUGUAACAUUUAGGAGGAUCUAUUGUCAGAAAUGGAAUAUAAUACUCAUACGUAUGUUUUCAUAAGUGUAUAAUUACUUGACAAGAAGAAAGUUGUGUUUUCUACAGUAGCCCAGAACAGACUAAAUAGGGCCUUUUAAAAUAUACUUUGAAAUAGACUUUUAGCAGACAUUUUCACUUGUCAUUGCAGGAAAACCACAUGUGUAACUAAUACCAUAAAUGAUGCCUUGAGAACAAUAGCAGGGAUAAGAAACUGGAUGUGUUUAGUUACACCUGGUUGUCUUGCGAUUUGUAAAAUCUAAUAGAACAGGCCUACAGCCUGAUAAGAAAUUAGAAAUGUUGACUUGUCAUAGCAGGAAAAGUAUAGGUGUUAAUGAUCUGUUUUAUUCCUUUAUAUCCCACAAAGCCGUGUGUGACAGUGAGCCAGCAUGCACAAUACUGAGGCCCUGAGACUGAAGGAGCUAAAUGAAAUUCAGCCAGCAUUCAUUUUAUUAUUUACACCUGUGCUUUUUCUUCUGUGACAUUUUAGUGAAAAAGGCCUGUUCAUCUUAAUGGAGGGGGUUCUGUGAAUUUGUUGAGCGUGACAGCUCUAGUUUUGCUGCUUCAUUCUCACGUGCAUUUCACUGUCAUGCAUAUCCAUUGCAAUAACACAGUCUGUUUAAGCUGUCAAUUGACGGCUCACUCUGUUGUUCUGCCUAAGCUGGUACUGCUACAUUGCUCGCUGCAUUAUUAUCGCUGCAGCAAGCUUGCACGCCUGCAAGUCUGCUAAUGCUCUUCGAGGAAAGGAAUUUGAGGCACGCCUUCCACUGCUGCUGCCGGUAACUCCAUUGUUUGGCUGUCAUCAUGUUGUCAAAUAUUAUAUGUCAUAUAAACUCUUUGCUGCAGCAGUUUCUACCAGUUUUAGCCAUGAGAUUGACGGUUUUAUUCAAGGAUAAACAUAAUUGCAGUUGUCCAAACAGAUGAAAGAUUAAUAAACAAAAGCAUGGAUAACUCUGUCAGGGUCAACAGAGGAGGAUGCUUUUAAUUUUUGAAAUGGCACAAGUACUUUUGAGUGUUUUGUCCAAGUCCAUGUAACUGUGCACUCAUGCAAAAACAUUUUUAGUGUUCCUAUCUUCAAUCUGUCUUUUAUUUUUUCAUACAAGGUUUCCUUGUACGAGUGAGUCACCACUCACUUUCACUAGCAAGGACCCACCACCACAAUGUUUCAUUUUAAGGUUUAAUGGAAAUUCAGGAGGUUUUGAUGUUAAGUACAGAUGAAUUGACGUGGACGUGAAGGGGAGAAGGUGGAAGAAGAUGUCAUCUGUCAGGUACUUAGAAUGGGAUGUGGGAGAGGUAUGCACCGACUGAAUAGAAAGGGAUGAGGGGAGGAGGGAAGAGACGGGGAAGGGAAAGGGAGGAUGGGUCAAAUAGCGCAUGACGGGGGUUGAUCAGGUAUUAAGUAGCUUGCCAGGUGAUUAGAGGUGUGGUUGAGGCGUGGCCCCGCCCUUGAACCUAAGUAAACUAAUAAACUUAAAUACUUAUUCUCAUUCCAACUUGAUGAAAGCCAUCUGUUAACGAGGAAGUGCUGCGAAGUCCUGCUAUCUGAAAUCAGCCAACCAAAACAUAACAAACCCAGCAGUGUCAGUAGACGUAAUAGGGGACAAAAGGACAAUGAGAAAAUAUUAAUACAUCUGCCAGCGAUGCGUCAUCAGAGAGUACUCGGACAGAAAUAAAGAGGGGAUGGUUUGACAUGUUGACAAGUCGAUGCAAAAAAAAAAAAGAAAACCCUGAGGCAGCUGUUGGAGUGAGAUAAUCUUUCCUAUAAGUUGCUGUGCCAAAAUAUGCCAAUAAAAUCUAAAAAAAACUAGACAUGAAGAUGAUAUAGUGAACAGAAUAUUAACUCUUUUUUGCAUUAAAUAUAACUUCAUUUUGAUUUUGCUAUCAUAUUUAAACUCCAAGAUAAAGACAUUCAAAUUAAGUCAAAUUGUGGAAAGAGAGGAUGACUCAUUCAUUUUUGUAUUUGUAAAAUGGACAAAUUCUCUCACUUGUGCAUGCUUCUUUAAUUAUCAGUAGGAUGUACUGUGUCAUAUUUUGUAUGUCAUUCGUGUUUGCAUCAAUAAAUUGUGGAUAAUAAAACCAA
This is a messenger RNA of Dicentrarchus labrax (European seabass), 4362 nucleotides long. RefSeq names its product E3 ubiquitin-protein ligase TRIM39. Bases 111 to 1730 code for a protein of 539 amino acids. The record is from RefSeq and is a predicted model, not a curated record. Gene Ontology annotation, molecular function: zinc ion binding; protein binding. Lineage: Eukaryota; Metazoa; Chordata; Actinopteri; Moronidae. The transcript is spliced from 2 exons.